Molecule: messenger RNA, 639 nt
Organism: Thyridium curvatum
Lineage: Eukaryota; Fungi; Ascomycota; Sordariomycetes; Thyridiales; Thyridiaceae
Exons: 1
Coding region: 1-639 (212 amino acids)
Molecular function (GO): acyltransferase activity, transferring groups other than amino-acyl groups
Source: RefSeq, a predicted model, not a curated record
AUGUCGGAUGCGGGCCUUGCGAACGGCGGACCCUCCCCGGUGUCGACAGCCAAGGUGGCCCUCCGAGUCGACCUGCCAGCUGCAUCCGUAGCCGAAAACGCUGGCCUGGUUGAGCAUCUCACUACGUUCAUCAACUAUGCCUUCACGACGAGCGAGCAAGGCAUCUGGGACCUGGACAAGCCCAAGUUUGAGCGUCUUACCGCAGACAAGACACGGGAUCUGCUGAGGUCGCGAGAGCUCGCAUUCGUUUGGAGAGGCGACGCUCCGGACAUAGCAUCGGCGCUCGACAAGCUCGGUCCUCCGUGUGUGGUAGGGUCAGUCCGUCUGCAUUGGGCCGAGCCUCAAAUCGGCGACGUGAGCCUGGUGGCCUGCACCAACUCGGUUCGCGGACAGGGCGUGGGCCGUGCCAUAAUGCGCUUUGCCGAGGAGCAUUUCAAGCGGGAGGGCGGCAAGGCGGUGCAGAUCGAGCUGCUUGUGCCACAGGCCGCACCGCACCCGGAGAAGGUCAAGCUCGAUGCCUGGUACCAGCGGCUGGGAUUCGUCCCGAUCCGGAUGGAGGAGUUCCAUCUGCGAUACCCUCAUCUGGCCCCGCUCCUGGCUGGAGAGUGCUUGCUCAAGGUGUACGAGAAGCCUCUAUGA